This is a messenger RNA of Oncorhynchus kisutch (coho salmon), 4154 nucleotides long. RefSeq names its product gap junction alpha-8 protein-like. Bases 16 to 1665 code for a protein of 549 amino acids. The transcript has a single exon. Gene Ontology annotation, biological process: gap junction-mediated intercellular transport; cell-cell signaling. Gene Ontology annotation, molecular function: gap junction channel activity. Gene Ontology annotation, cellular component: connexin complex. Lineage: Eukaryota; Metazoa; Chordata; Actinopteri; Salmoniformes; Salmonidae. The record is from RefSeq and is a predicted model, not a curated record.
CGCUACGGACCGAUCAUGGGUGACUGGAGCUUUCUGGGUAAUAUUUUAGAGGAAGUGAAUGAGCACUCAACGGUGAUCGGCCGGGUGUGGCUCACGGUCCUCUUCAUCUUCCGCAUCCUCAUCCUGGGUACGGCGGCAGAGUUUGUGUGGGGCGACGAGCAGUCAGACUACGUUUGCAACACGCAGCAGCCCGGUUGCGAGAAUGUGUGUUACGAUGAGGCAUUCCCCAUCUCCCACAUCCGCCUGUGGGUUCUGCAGAUCAUCUUUGUGUCCACGCCAUCUCUGGUCUACGUGGGCCAUGCCGUGCACCACGUUCACAUGGAGGAGAAACGCAAGGAGCGCGAGGAGGCCGAGCUGAGUCGCCAACAGGAGCUGAGUGAGGAGCGGCUGCCACUAGCGCCUGACCAGGGCAGUGUGCGCACCACCAAGGAGACCAGCACCAAGGGCAGCAAGAAGUUCAGGCUGGAGGGCACCCUGCUCAGGACCUACAUCUGCCACAUCAUCUUCAAGACGCUGUUCGAAGUGGGUUUCGUAGUGGGCCAGUACUUUCUGUACGGCUUCCGCAUCCUGCCGCUGUACAAGUGCAGCCGCUGGCCCUGCCCCAACACCGUAGACUGCUUCGUGUCCCGGCCAACAGAGAAGACAGUCUUCAUCAUUUUCAUGUUGGCCGUGGCUUGCGUCUCGCUCUUCCUCAACUUUGUGGAGAUCAGCCAUCUGGGCUUGAAGAAGAUCCGCUUCGUCUUCUGGAAGCCAACCCCGGGGCAAGCCCAGGGUGAAGGCCUGAACCCCAUGCCCCCCCCAGGGGGGAUCCUCAAGAGCCUGCCCCCCCUGGCCGUGCCUUCCAUCCAGAGGGCCAAAGGCUACAGGCUGCUGGAGGAGGAGAAAGCCCCGUCCGUGACCCACCUCUAUCCUCUGGCAGAGACGUGCAUGGAGGCAGGUAGGUUAACCCCCCUGGCCCCACCCUUCCAGUGCAUGGAGGAGAAGGCGGAAGAACUGAGGCACACGGAGGACAUUUCUAAGGUGUACAAUGAGACCCUGCCCUCCUAUGCCCAGACCACCGAGAUAGGGGAGGACACACUACCACUACACCAAGAGGAGGAGGAGCAGGAGCAGCAGGAGGUGGUGGAGGAGGUGGUGGAGGAGGACAAAGAAGAGGAGGAAGUAGUGGAGGAGGUGGUGGAGCAGGAUGUGGUGGAUGGAGUGGUGGAGGAGGUGGUGGUUGAUGGAGUGGUGGAGGUGGUGGUGGAGAAGGAUGUGGUGGAUGGUGUGGUGGAAAGGGAGGAAGAGAAAGAAGAGCAGAUGGAGGAGGAUGAAGGGGAGAGGGAGAAGGAGGUGGUGGAGGAUGUUGUGGUGGAGGAUGUGGUGGAGGAGGAUGUGGUGGAUGGUGUGGUGGAAAGGGAGGAAGAGAAAGAAGAAGAGCAGAUGGAGGAGGAUGAAGAGGAGAGGGAGAAGGAGGUGGUGGCGGAGGUUGUGGUGGAGGAGGUUGUGGAGCAGGAUGAUGCGGUGAAGGAAGUUGUGGUGGUGGAGGCGGUGGUGGUGGACGGGGAAGGGGGACCUCCAACCGAGGCGGAGAUGGAGGUGACGGAUACGAUAGAAGACACCAGACCACUGAGCAGAUUGAGCAAAGCCAGCAGCAGGGCCAGGUCAGACGAUCUCACCGUAUGAACCUGUGAGAGAAAACACACGCGCACACACACACACAUCGAACACAGGAGAACAUACACCUAACUCUAGACAACACACACUUAAAACAGCAGGGCUUAACCAAGGGAAACACAUGUAAAUCCAACAGGGAUAGAUUCAAUCACAAGUUACACAUUACCCUUAUGACGUGGGCAACAUCAUUCAACAAGGCAAAGGAAGAUCUGAGCUUGUUUGUGAGAUAAGUGAAUAUUAUAAAAAGUAGUGGUUAACAAGAGGAGGGAUAGAUUUUUUUUCAUUAAGCGUGUUCUUAUGUAAAAAAGGUAGAAAGGGCAAACAUGCAGAAAGGGGAAAAAUAUUUUUACUUUAACAAUAACCAAUGAAAGUUCACUAAUGUUUACAUAUUCUGGUGGGGUUGAAUGGGUAGGGGAAGAGAUUGAGCAUAUAUUCCUGUCUGCAAGGCAGUAACAUUACUGUAGGCAGGCAAGCGCUUUCAUUCCCAUACAGUCGGUGACAGACUGCAAUUAUGUAGUUGCAAACAUGUUGCAGGUGGAAGGGCUCUUAUACACCAAGUCCUUGCACGGAAAAAUCAUGGAACAAAAUUUACAAACUUAUGACUGACUCUUCAACACUAAGUUGAUAGUCAUUUUUUGGGAUGAAAAAUAGCAUCAUUUUGGCACACAUUUCCUAGAGAACAGAGCACUCUGUGCAAGGCCAAUAUAACCCUCAUAUCAACUCAAUUAUGCUUAGAUUUACAUUUCUUUCAAAUGAAGGGAGAUUUGCAUCUAUGUACAAGAACAUAUCUCUCCCUUUCAUGUUUAUAUGCAGCGUUGUACAGCCAAAAAGCUGGGUAGUGGAGAAAAACAAACCCAAAAAAUACCACAUGUUGAAUGUCUCUUUUCAAUGUGAUUCUACAGCUCAUCUUUUGGAUUGCUUAUAUAUUUUGUUGCCUAUAUAAUGCAAAAGUGUGAACUGUUAUAAUGAUGUCUUUUUGUGAAAGAGAGGAGUGCUGGUUUUGCCCGAUCACAGACUGGACCAUAGUAACAACCUCAGGCCAAAUCCUCUCUUUUCGCGCUGUACAAACAGGCUUCAGAGCGAUAAAGAUCACGCACGAUCAGCACAAAGUAUUGUGGAGCCACAGACAAUAAAAUAAACCACUCUCACAUAUGAAAAACAAGCUUCCUUGACAUUGUUGUGGGGGAAAAAUAGUUUUACUUGAUUUUAUCUGCCCUUGAUGUUCCUUGCCCCUGUACAAAUAUGAAAUACUUGUUUACAAAAUUUUGAAAGAAAAACAAUAAAUGGUGAAUCUCAUUGUACAUAAACUAUCAUCCUAUCCGAUGUCUAAUAGCAAACAUAAUGUUGAGACAGUUUAUGUUAUGAUAUUAUGUCUAGCUAAAUUACUAGAAAACAGUCAAGAAACAUCAUAAUGCUGCUCAAGUCACUGAUUUGGUAGGGAAAAUUAAGUGCUUAUCAAAAUUGAAUCAUUAUUUCCAUAAUUACCAAAGACUUGCUUUGCAGAACUUUGACCUUUCUUAUCGCUGUCCCAGAGAUGUUUUUAUUUUUACAUGUUUACAAAGUUGUUAGAGAGCAGAAUUCUCUCUUCCAAGUACUUUUUAAAUUAAAACAAAAAAACAAUUCCCCUUGAAAGGGAUGCCUUAAAGUAUGACUUAUGUGUAUUUAAUUGAAUAUUUCUAUAUUUUUCUCUCUUUGCUCUCUCUUCUUUAUUUAGAUUGCUUGGAUAUUUUGCUUUCCAAUGUAUAAUUGUAAUGUGCUUUAUCUGUCAAUGUAAAUUCUCAGAUGUCUUUGUAAAGGUUAAAGCAUUUCCAUUGCUCUGGGAACUAUGUGAAUGUCAUGUCUUAAAUUCAACAUUUUUUUCCCUUAGCUUUCAAAUAAUCCUUUGUACAUGCAAACACCCCCUUAAUUUGUUAGGGAAAUGUAAAGUUUGUCUGCAAAUAACUGUACUUGCUUCUCAGUCAGUGCUGUGCCUUAAAGCAAAGCAUUGGUCAAUGCAGCAGUGGGUUUAUCCAGUGGCACAGAUCAAAUGGUGCAGAAAAGCCACAAGCACACACUCACACAUGCAUACACGUGUGCAUGCACACACACUUCCAGUGUUGGUUUUGGGGGUAUGAUCAAACGGCUCUAGACAAACUCUGACAGAAAGGCAGCUUUGACCCCUUUGUGACCCCUAGCCACUAAUUUGCUUCCCAUAAGCCAAUGCUUUGACAACCUUGUGAAUGAGACAACAGGCUUUUCACAAAUGCAUAAUAGUUUAGCACAUUUCAACACCAAAAUAUAUUCCAAAAUGUCUUCUGGUUCUCAUGUAUGGUAAAUUCAUAUAACUGGUACAUGUGUGUUUUGUGUUUCAAACAGUUCCCCUUGCUUAAUUGUUUGUAAGAACAUUUGACUAAUCUUUGGAAAGAAAAGAUAACUUUUUACUAACUUCUAGUCCUCCUAGUUGUGUGGCUGUAUGAUCUUUUGGACAGUGAACCAAGGCAAUAAAAGGUCACACGUGG